Messenger RNA from Saprolegnia diclina VS20, 941 nucleotides. RefSeq lists its product as hypothetical. Lineage: Eukaryota; Oomycota; Saprolegniomycetes; Saprolegniales; Saprolegniaceae. The transcript has 3 exons. Bases 43 to 906 code for a protein of 287 amino acids. The record is from RefSeq and is a predicted model, not a curated record.
GUUUUUCGUUACCCAAAAUAUCCACAACCAAGACAGUUCAUCAUGCCCGAGACCCCCGUGACGGUGCGCGUGCGGAAGAGCAUCAACGAAGCGUACCCUACGCCGUCGCCGCGCACGCGGCCCCACAGCCGCAACUCGUGCUCGCAGGUCACGAUUCCAGAGAUCGAGACCAACGCGUUGGGCGACGUUGUGACCGAAGACCUCGCGCGACUCUACUCGCUCGAGAGCAGGGAGCUGCGCUUUGGCGACACGAUUGAGCUCCACGCCAUGUCGGCCUUUGAGAAGGCGACUAAGGAUGCGCCCAUUGGCUUCAUGCGCUGGUCGACGUCCUCGGACGCCAAGCACAUGCAGAACGUCCUUGUCGUGCCACCCGUCGACUCGGCGCUCUUCUCCGUCGCCCGCUUUGUCAUCAUGCCGACGCGUGACGACGCCAAGAGCAAGCUGCACAAGACCACGUUGCGCUACGACGAUGAAUUCGUGCUCGAGCUCUCGCCGCAAACCGCCGCCGAGUGCACCAACACGCGGCCUCCGAAAGCCAAAUAUUCGCUCAACAACAAGACGCCGUCAACGAACGACUUUAUCUCGGCGCAGCCGCGCCAAUUCAGGGUCGCGGACGAGACGCACGUUGGCAGCAAGGGCGAGCUGCAUGUGGUCUUGCGCAAAGAGAGCAGCAUUGCCGACAUGCCUGUCCAAGACGGCGACAUGCAAGUGACGCUGCAUGUGACCAACUCGAAUCGCCAUCGGACGUCGCUCAACAACAACGUGGUGCAAUUCGCCCUUGACACGGGCACGUCCGGCGCGUACUUGGGCUGCGACCGCAAGAAAAGUCUCUUUGGCUUUGCGAAUUCGCGGCCAAGUACCAAACCGAUCGUGUUUCGCCUGGCCAAGGUCAAGACUUUUUCCUAACUUUUGGUAUUGAUUUGUCGAUUUUUUUUCGAUUU